Messenger RNA from Nelumbo nucifera (sacred lotus), 2753 nucleotides. The record is from RefSeq and is a predicted model, not a curated record. NCBI's taxonomy places the organism in Eukaryota, Viridiplantae, Streptophyta, Magnoliopsida, Proteales, Nelumbonaceae.
AGAGGUUUUUACAUUGGGCCCAGAGGAUGCGAGUUCCUGCGUACAAGAGUCCAGCUUUGCUCACAAUAAAAAGGUCGCAAAUCUUUGCGAUCGCAACUAUUUCGUCCUUUCCUUCAUGCAAGGAGUUGGUGCAGACUUGGAUACUACAGGUUGGUUUUUACGAAGAGUUAGCAACUAUCGGCAGCCUGGUAGACAAAGAAAUAUGAAACAAACAAUGUAGUUCUUCGACAUUUGAGUCCAACCCCCCCCCCUUUUUUUUUUGCCUCAAAUUUAAGACAAAAACAACCUGAAUCUGUAGAUUGGUUUUUACGAAGAGUUACAAACAUCUGCAGGUUGAUUGACAAAGAAAUAUGAAACAAAUCCAUAAUGUAGUUCUUCGACAUUUGAGUCCAAAAUUGGUUUCUACAAAUUUAAGACAAAAACAACAUCGAUCUUCAGAAUCCAUUAAAGAUCAUCUUCGCUUGUUCUUUGACGCCUGGACGGCUAGCGACCGAACAACCUGCGGAUUUGCAUUGGUGUGGGCACUAAAAUCCUGUUCAUCCCUAUUGGCCAUCUCGCAAGGUGAACAAAUCCAUUCCUUUGUUUUGAAAUCCGGUUUCGACUCAAACAUAUUUAUCCAAAACAGUUUAAUUAAUGUGUAUGCGAAAUGUGGGCGCGUUGAGAGUGCUCGAUCGAUGUUUAAUCAUUGUUCUCUCUUGAGUACUGCGUCUUGGAACAUAAUGAUCGCCGGGUAUGUCAAACUUGGCCGCGUCGAAGAUGCACGUCGACUUUUUGAGGCAAUGCCCGGUAGAGAUUGUGUCUCUUUCACAACGAUGAUCAUGGGUUUUGCUCAGAAUGACCACUUCCUUGAAGCUUUGAUAGCUUUUAGUCAAAUGCGGACCGAAGGUGUGACCCCGAAUGAAAAAACGCUGGCGAGCGUAAUCUCGGCUUACUCGCAUUUGAUUGGGCUUCGUGAUGGAUAUACACUUCAUGCGAUGGCAAUUAAACUGGGGCUUGAAGCGCAUGUCCUAGUUUCAACCAAUUUGGUUCACAUGUAUUCUAUGUGUUCAAACAUUGCUGAUGCGGAGCUUGUCUUUGUUGAUAUGCCUGAAAGAAACAUAGUUUCAUGGAAUGUAAUGUUAAUUGGAUACUCAAAAGCUGGCCUUGUUCAUCUAGCGAGGAAUUUGUUUGAGAAUAUGCCCGUAAGAGAUCAGUUUUCUUGGGAUGCAAUGGUAAAUGGAUACUUAAAGGUAGACUGGUUAAAUGAAGCUUUGGUGGCAUAUAUUGAAAUGCUACAUGCUGGGUUUGGCCCCAACGAAGUUAUGAUCGUAAAUAUGCUCUCAGCGUGUGGGCGAGCAGCAGCUAUUAAUGGGGGCGGGCAGUUCCAUAGUGCAAUAAUAAAGACUGGCUUGGACUCUUAUGUGUUCAUGCAGGCAACAAUCAUCCAUUUUUAUGCAGCUUGUCACAUGAUUGACCUUGCUUGUUUGCAAUUCAAAUUGGGAAGCGAGGACAAUGUCUCAUCUUGGAAUGCUCUUAUUGCAGGGUUUGUUAGAAAUAACAUGGUGGAUUCAGCAAGGAAAUUAUUUAAUGAGAUGCCUGAAAGAGAUGUUUUUUCAUGGAGCUCCAUGAUUGCAGGUUAUGCACAAAACAAACAGUCUGAUAUGGCACUAGAACUUUUCCAUGAGAUGCUAAUCAGUGGCGUCCAGCCAAAUGAAAUCACAAUGGUGAGCGUCCUCUCUGCCAUUGCCACUUCAGGAACAUUGGAGCAAGCAGGGUGGGCCGAUGAUUAUAUAAAUAAUAGUUUUAUCCCUCUAAACGACAACUUAAUUGCAGCACUAAUUGAUAUGUAUGCAAAGUGUGGGAGCAAUGAGAGAGCCUUAGAAAUCUUCAGUCAAAUCCAACAUAAAGUUUCUACAAUCUCACCAUGGAAUGCUAUUAUAUGUGGGACAGCCAUGCAUGGACAUGGUGAAAUGUCCCUUAAAUUAUUUUCAGAUUUGCUAAGGACUGGAAUAAAACCAAAUUCCAUCACAUUUAUUGGAGUCUUGAGUGCUUGUUGUCAUGCAGGGCUGGUGGAUGCAGGAAAGUGGUGUUUUGAGUGUAUGAAGAAGGUUUAUGACAUAGAUCCAGACAUCAAACAUUAUGGCUGUAUGGUUGACCUCUUAGGAAGAGCCGGGUGUCUAGAGGAAGCCAAGCAGCUUGUAGAAAGCAUGCCCAUGAAAGCAGAUGUUGUUAUAUGGGGUACAUUGUUGGCAGCAGCCAGAACCCACGGAAAUGUUGAAAUAGGAGAAAGGGCUGCAGAGAUGUUGGCUAAGCUAGAACCGGAUCAUGGAGCUGGCAGAGUCAUGCUAUCCAACAUUUAUGCAGAUGUGGGGAGGUGGGAUGAUGUAUUCCUAGUGAGGAGAUCAGUGCAAAGUGAGAGAAUGAAGAAAUUGCCUGGGUGCAGUUCUGUUGUCUAAUGACAGUUAAUUUCUUUGAAGGCAAAGAAAGUGAACAGAUUUCUCUGGAUUGGUCUACACAAGCUGUUAUUUGCAUGCAGGUAGUCGUGGUCUUGUGAUUCUUCUUGAGGAGACUGAAUGACUGAUGCAGGCAAUAAAGAGUCCAUGGGGAAAGAAAUCAGUUUUUACUCAAUGGAAAUUUCUUAAUUUUGGGGUGUUAUGGUUUUAGUAUUUUUUGAGUAUUUUCAAUUUUAUUUUCUAGUUUGUUAAUGUCCUAAGAAAAGAGUUUCAGGUCUUUUAGAAACUUACCAAAAAUGCUAUUUCUAGUCAUUUUAGACA